AUGUGUCGCAUGUCGACGGGACAAAUCUCGGAUGAGAUCAUUCCUGAAGAGCGAAUUGAUACUAUCUACGAAUUUCUCAAGGAACGUGUCUCUACCCGCCCACUCAUUGGUGUUGUCUGUGGCUUAGGCCUUGGUGGGCUAAGCAAGUGCCUUUCAAACCAAGAAGUGAUCAGUUAUGAGGAUAUUCCACAAUUUCCAUAUUCUACUGUUGAAGGUCACGCAAGUGAGUUGGUCUUUGGAGACACAAACGGCGGUUUGAAUCCGGACUUCAACGUAGGUGAUUUCAUGAUAAUACAUGAUCAUUUGAACAUGCCGGGGUUAUCGGGUCAGCAUCCUCUUAUUGGACCUAAUGACUCUCGCUUGGAACCCGUUUCACGCCACUCUCGAAUUGCUACGACAAGAAGUUACAAGCGUUAG
This is a messenger RNA of Peronospora belbahrii, 417 nucleotides long. The record is from the annotation of a GenBank genome assembly. Lineage: Eukaryota; Oomycota; Peronosporomycetes; Peronosporales; Peronosporaceae.